AUGCGGGCAUCUGCAGCUGUGCGAUGUAUUUUAUCCAGCACAACGCUCACAAGUCAGAUAACUCAAUUAGUUCAGCGGGCGGAACAACAUCUGAAGGUUAAGCCCGCUAAUCCCUGUUCCUUGGACACCAGUUCCACGCCUGUCGCGGACAAUCUGUGGGAACAAGUGAUGGCCGUCGCUCCGUCUGCUCGUGCUUUAAAGGAGACGGACACGCUGCUGGCACUUGUCUUUCGAUUACUUCGGAGUGGGCUGCAGCCUCCCAGUGGUGAGGCUGCUACCGAAACAUGGUCAGCUCUCAUUCGCGACUUAGCUCCCUACAGUGAUGUUGAGGCCAAUUCAGUUCUUUCAUACCCAGGAACCCCUGAGUGUGCCGAGGAGCUUGGGGGGGCCAUGGCCAAUGCUUUAUGUGCUGCUGAGGGCCGCAACAAUUCUAAUUGUGACUUGGAUGAUCGCCCACUGUUGCGCCUCACCCGAGAGACGCUAUUGCUAACGGGUGGAGUAGUGCCUCUUAGCGCACGGGUUCCUUGUAGUGACGGCGGGGCCAUCGGUCAGCUGUUGGAUGCAUUUUGUGUUUGUUGCGAAGCGAGUGGCAAUGCCAUGAUGUCUAGCGCGUCCCUGGAAGAGAUGUCGAAAGCGGUACUUAGCGCCUUGCAUGUUAUUGCAGAAACGGUGGACGUAAGGGAAACGAGUCCAUUGGUUUUGUCCCUUUUGCGAUUUAUGCGUUUGCUAGGUGUUCGCGAAAAGGGACAGUAUAAACAAAACGAUGAAUCUAUGGGAUCUGUUGCGUCCUUUGCGGAGGAGCUCACAUCUGUUCUAGCCAAUAACGGCCUCGGUGCCCGCAUUGUACUCUUCUUUGUGCAUGAGCAUUGUGAGGCAACUCCCGAGGAAAUGGUACCCCUACCCCUUGUGUGUCUUGCGGCCCGAGGCAUAUGGAGGCACUACCGCACAGCAGACACCACGUUCCCCUGCUUAGAGCACCUUAAAUACGUGAAUGGUGCCGUGGAUGUUACGCUGCAGCGAAAUGCAAAUAGCAACAAUAUUCUAGGACUGCAAGAAAAUGAAGAGGGUGACUUGCGGCUACAGGUUUCUUUGGCUUUACUAAGGGGGAUGCGGCUGCACGCAGAUUCUCCGGACGUGUUUCUCCGAAGUGCUAUUGAUGUCGUGGACAGCUGCCCCGCGAGUCUUUCACUUGAGUAUGAAGUGUUGGUGGCAAAAACUAAUUUGUUGGAUAUGUUUGCUGAUGACGAGGCAAGUUGCAGUGCUAUUUACGAUGAUCUUUUGCAAUCACUAAGGGCACUUGUGGAAUUGCGGCCACGGGAUGCCGAAAACGAUGUUUCAUCUAUGAAUACGCAUGAAGGAGGGGAAGGGGAUGCUGCAAGUGAUGGCAAAGUGACUAGAAAGAAAAAGCUGCAAAUUAAGCACAUGGAAGAAGAUAGACAGCUUUUGCGUGAGCAGUUUCAGGAGGCACACCGUAUUGUUGUGGAGGCUUUUGUACGUUCUCGCAUUCAAGAGCGACUAAAUCAGGCUUACACCAUACUCGUGACCCACAAGUAUCACGGACUUGUCAUCACUCAGGAGGUUGCAUACCCGCUUUUAGAUGUGUUGAGUCGUCGUGGUGACUGCCGUGUCUUUAAUAUUAUUGAUCUCUGUGUGCUAUACAGUGGAUGCACCAUUGACUAUGAUGCACUUACAUGCCUUUUUAGGGCUUGCCGCGUUGCUGGUGACUUUUACAGGGCACGUACACUUUAUCAGUUGCUUAAGGAAAUGAUUCCGGGCUUUCUGCUUAGAGCCCCGACCACCAUCAGGGAAAUGCUACGCGAGUUGAAAGUAGUGGACCCCGAACCGACGCAUCUGUUUGCUGACACGCUUUUGGGGAAUGGAACCAUGGGUGGCGCCGAGUGUCCUGCUAAUAUUUUGCCCGUGGAGUUAAUUGAUGAAGACGAUCCCUCGAAUCGUCGGCGAGGCCCCCUCCGAGAACUCCCUAGUGCAAAGGCUGAGUAA
Molecule: messenger RNA, 2001 nt
Organism: Trypanosoma brucei brucei TREU927
Lineage: Eukaryota; Euglenozoa; Kinetoplastea; Trypanosomatida; Trypanosomatidae
Exons: 1
Coding region: 1-2001 (666 amino acids)
Source: RefSeq, a predicted model, not a curated record